AUGCCAGCCCGUAGCUCGCGCAGCAGCGCUCCCGAAGCUCACGAGCUUCCUUCCUCGCCACCGCCCGCCGCCGUCGAAGAGCCUCUGCUCCGCACUCCCGACCUCAGCGGUGAUGCCUCGCUUCAACCACUCUCGCCGCCGCCCAGAUGGACGCGCAGCAACUCUCGCUACAGCCCAGAGGAGCGACCGCAAGACCCGCUCGCCCUUGCCGCUCCCGUGCCCUUUUCGCCUCCAUCUUAUCCUCCCUCGGAUCAUGCCACUCCGAUCCACGAGAGACCCUACACACCACCCUUCGCACGUCCAGGAUCGCGACCUCUCUCGUCAGCCAGCUCUUACAUGCUCUCUACACGCUCGCAGAGCGACUAUGACUCGGUCUACCAGCUCUGGCGCCAGAGCGGUACACCUGGCAGCUUCAAGGAGUUUGCCGAUGGUGGCGCAAGCAGCUAUCACGAUUACAGGCGGGGGAGCUCCGCGAACGAUUUGGAAAAGAUUCAGAACUAUCGGUCCGGUGCCUACACUCCGCAGUCACCCAGAGUGACUCCCAAGGAAGACCAAGACCUUCACAUGGGCCAAGCCGGCGCCAAAGGUCCUAAGGACUAUCGUGCCGUCGGUCUCGCCAAGUACGGCCGCGGCAAGGACCAGCGGAUGUCGGCCAAGAAGAAGUGGCUUAUCCUCGCUGGCGUCGCGCUCUUGGUCGGCCUCCUUACCAUUGCGGUUGUGGUUCCGAUCACCCAGGUGCUCCUCAAGGAUCACAAAUCGAACACUUCGCCCUCCAGCGGCUCCAAUCACGGCUCCAAUCACGGCUCCAACCACGGCUCCGGAUCUGACUCAGGAAAGCAGCUGGCUACUUCGGGCACCAACGGCUCCGUCAUCGUCCUCGACAACGGCAGCAACUUUACCUACGUGAACAACUUUGGUGGUCGGUGGGCCUCGCAGCCGCUAGACAACACGGCCCAGGCCCAAAACUACACGCCACCGCUCGAUCAAGAAUUUGAUUUUGCUCGCAACAGGAUUUUGGGCGUCAACCUCGGUGGGUGGCUGGUGACUGAGCCUUUCAUUGUGCCUGCUCUUUACGAGCCUUACGAAAACGAUUCGAGUCCGGUAAAGGACGAGUACUCACUGUCGCAGCGAUAUCUGUCCGAGGGUGGCGCCGAUAAUUUGCGCCAAAAGAUGACCCAGCACUACGACACAUUCAUCACCGAACAGGACUUUGCCAACAUUGCUGCCGCUGGUCUCAACUGGGUUCGAUUGCCCAUCGGCUUUUGGGCUUUCGAAACGUACGCCAACGAGCCCUACCUGCAAGGUGUCUCGUGGAACUACGUUCUCAAAGCGAUUCAAUGGGCACGCAAGUACGGUCUGCGCAUCAAUCUGGAUCUCCAUGCCGUACCCGGCUCUCAGAACGGCUACAAUCACUCUGGCCGCCUCGGAUUCAUCAACUUUUUGCAAGGUCUCAUGGGCAAGGCCAAUAGCGAACGCACCCUGGAUUACAUUCGACAGAUCACCCAGUUCAUCAGCCAGCCCGAGAUCCACAACGUCGUGCCCAUGUUCAGCGUCAUCAACGAACCCUACGCCAUCACCAUUGGCCUGCCGGCGCUCGAGUCGUGGUACUCGCAGGUCUACGCCACCUUGCGCGCAAUCACGGGUACCGGUGCAGGCAACGGACCUUACAUGACCAUCCACGAUGGCUUCCUUUCGCCCAGUGCGUGGCAAGGCUUCCUCAGCGGCGGCGAUCGUGUCGCGUGGGACACGCAUCCCUACAUUUGCUUCGCUCAGCAAAACACGGAUCCUUGGGAUGUUCAGAUCCUCAAGCCAUGCCAGCAGUUUACGCCACUUCUCGACAAUGCGCGCUCCAACAUGGGUGUCGCCAUGGGAGGAGAAAUGUCGCUGGCCAUCAACGAUUGCGGUCUGUUUUUGAACGGUGUAGGUGACGGGUCUCGCUAUGACGGCAGCUACACCGGUCCAUCUGGGGGCAAUAACCCCAGGAUGGGCUCAUGCCAGCCGUUUGACGACUGGGAAAAUUAUUCAGACGACAUGAAGCAGGGGCUUCGUCGCUUCGCCCUCACUUCGAUGGAUUCGCUUCAGGACUUUUUCUUCUGGACGUGGAAGAUCGGCAACAGUCUGAGGACGGGUAAGCCCACUUCGCCCAUGUGGUCGUACUCGUUGGGACUGCAGCACGGAUGGAUGCCCACCAACCCACGGAGCGACUCGAGCGGCGCUUGUGCGGCGCAGGCGUCUCGCUUAUCGACAACGGUCCCGACCGCCACGUGGGGCGGUGCGUUCCAGUCGUGGCAGACGGGUCGUGCUGGUAGCUACUCGGCCAAUUCGGGUACCAACACUUGGCCGCCGCAAUCGAUCGUCUCGGCCAGCACGCCGUUCUCACAGCUACCCAGCUACACGGCCACCAAGUCGAUCACGCCCGUUCCUGCCCCCACCAUCUCUGUAACGGCGACUGUAUCUGGACAGCCCACUGCGGCGCCUACAUUUGGAUCGUGGUUUAACGCGGCUCAGAACAGUCCGUUCUAUACUCAGAUUGGCGGAUGCAACUACCCUCCUGAUGCGUAUAACCUCACUGGUUGGAAUCCGUCUGGAUGGCCUUGCGGCGGCAGCGGUGGACAGCAGCGUCGACAACAGCCGACCCCGCUUCCUCAGCAGUGA
Messenger RNA from Sporisorium graminicola, 2655 nucleotides. RefSeq lists its product as uncharacterized. Gene Ontology annotation, biological process: glucan catabolic process. Gene Ontology annotation, cellular component: cell surface; extracellular region. NCBI's taxonomy places the organism in Eukaryota, Fungi, Basidiomycota, Ustilaginomycetes, Ustilaginales, Ustilaginaceae. Bases 1 to 2655 code for a protein of 884 amino acids. Gene Ontology annotation, molecular function: beta-glucosidase activity. The transcript has a single exon. The record is from RefSeq and is a predicted model, not a curated record.